Messenger RNA from Paraglomus brasilianum, 1422 nucleotides. Lineage: Eukaryota; Fungi; Glomeromycota; Glomeromycetes; Paraglomerales; Paraglomeraceae. The record is from the annotation of a GenBank genome assembly.
AUGAACAUAAGAAAAUAUCUGUUCCUGACAUGGACGGUGCUGGCAUUUAUCACGAUUUCGACCUUUGUCAGCGAGGUUACGUCGGAAGAAUUAGACAGGACCCCGGAACCAAACAAGAAACAUGACUACAAACUUACCUUUAAGAAGCCCUAUUAUUUCAAUGGCACCGUACCCUUCUGGGAUAUAUAUGGGAAUACCACCGCUGAUAACAAGAUAGAUACACUUUCUGCACCUGAUUUCAUUCGCUUGGCGCCGAGCGUACCCCGACAGGCCGGUUCGAUAUGGUCUCAAAUGCCUAACCCUCACAAAGAAUGGCAAGUUGUGCUUUCUUUCAAGAUAUCAGGCAAUUAUUAUACAGGCGGUAGAGGCAUCGCAUUCUGGUAUACGAAAGAUCGAGGAAAUCCAGGACCCAUUAUUGGAAAUCAAGACAAGUGGGUUGGAUUGGCAAUCUUUUUCGAGACCGCCGCUCCAUCAAUUGGGCGAACAUAUCCUUUCGUGUCAGCACAUUUUAAUGAUGGAACCAAAAAGUACGUCGAGGAACGAAGUCCGGAGAGUGCCACUUUCGGUUCAUGUUACCGGGUAUUCCGGAAUGCUCAUGUUCCGACUCUAGCACGAAUUACUUACAAACACAAGACCCUGGUGCUUGAAGUUGAUGCUCAUCACGGUGGAGAGAACUAUAUUAAAUGCUUCCAGGCUGAGGAUAUCGAACUACCUACUGGUUACCAUUUUGGUGUUUCGCUGAAGGAUCAACGCCUGGCAAAUGAUCAUGACGUAAUAGCAUUCGAGACAUACGAAAUCAAUCCAGCGGAGCGUGCUAAACGUCCACUCCGUCCACAUGAGAAAGAAGGAACUCCAUCAACGCCGCCAGAAAUUCCCGAAGACAUUAGAAAGAGGAUCGAAGAAGUGCAAAGGGUUGUAAAUAAACCUACAGACGAGUCAGGAGAGGAAGAAUACCAAAAUUUAGACUUUGUCAAAGGGAUGCAAACUCAGAUCAUGGAACAGUUAGAAAGGCUGCAGUGGCAGCUUGAAUCAAUAGCGGGUAAAAAAACCAAUGCUCCGGGACAGUUCCACAUCCCUCCACCUAGGAGUGAAAUGCAUCAAUUGGUUGCAUUAAACGAGAAACUUGACCAUAUUGUGGCCAGCUUGAUGUCCAGUGAAGCACAUUCUGUUUCUCCAGUUACAAAAGAUUUGAUUGAUCAGCUAAGACUCCUCACAUCAAAAAUCAGCAACCUCGAUUCUCGCAUGUCAGCUCAAGACGUCCAACUUCAAAAACUGAAUCAAGCCAUCAACGUGCAAAAACAAAAAGAACAGCCUGGGACAUUGCUUUACGUUUUGUACUGUCUUUUGAUGUUGUUAUUACUGUAUUGUGUUUACUUCGCCUACAAACUACAUGAAGAAUCAAAGUCAAAAAAAUUCAUUUAG